UAAAAAUAUUUUUUUCAGGCAGUAAAGAAUUUAUCGAAAGUGUUUCAUCACAUAAUUUACCACAGCAUCAUCAUAUUUUGUAUGCUCAUUGUACAAGAUGCUUCUAACGUGACAAAUGAUCAGUAUCCUUUGGUCACAAUUCGGCCAAGGCAAUUCUAUGGCAAAGAAGUCAAAAUUGGCGAAUUAAAACACCAUGUUUUUAUAAAAAAGUUGGUAAACAAAUGGAAGAUGAUGUACAGGGCGAUAUGUUCUGGAAACAUCAUCACGCAGGAAAGGGUGCUGACGUCAUCGCAUUGCUUUUUAACGAAUAGGAAGAAGUACAGGCUUUCCUUAAAGUAUCUGAAAGUGGUGGGGGGCACGCUCAGCACAUACCAACAGCACCCCAUGCACGACUCCAUACAGCAAUGGCGGUCGAUAAAGCACGUGUAUUCGCAGAAAUUUUACAGAUUUCCAGCUUACAAUCUCGCUGUAGUAGUGGUGGAGAAACCGUGGGAUUUCAACCAGUACGUAAACAAAAUACCGUAUGCGUCUAAAGACCACGACUUUGAUGGAAUAUGUAUGGCUAUAGCCGUGAGGUCUGUAAAGAGUUGGUCCACAUCCAAGAACUUGUUCUCGGAGGAGUUCAGGAUGAUAAAGCGGUUCGAUUGCGAGAGGACUCUCCUCAGGAGUUGCAGACUUUACUUCUGCACAGGUACCGAUACAAGCAAGUUGCUGUUAGACUCUAUUGAGUCCGAAGGUGGCGGUCUAAUUUGUCACGGAACCGGCGACCCCCAAGAAGUGAAUGAGGAGCAAGGCCUGCUGGUCGGCGUGACGUCACUCAUCUACACGAAGCUCCCCACUCUGCACCACAAAGUGGGGCUGUUCCACAAAUGGGUCACCGACGAAGCUCACACGAAUGUAGAGGUCCAUAAUGUGUUAAUGUUGUUUUGUUUGCUCAUUAAAUUGUGUAUUUAUUAA
Molecule: messenger RNA, 957 nt
Organism: Ostrinia furnacalis (Asian corn borer)
Lineage: Eukaryota; Metazoa; Arthropoda; Insecta; Lepidoptera; Crambidae
Product: coagulation factor IX-like
Exons: 7
Coding region: 82-957 (291 amino acids)
Biological process (GO): proteolysis
Molecular function (GO): serine-type endopeptidase activity
Source: RefSeq, a predicted model, not a curated record